This is a messenger RNA of Spirometra erinaceieuropaei, 8780 nucleotides long. Lineage: Eukaryota; Metazoa; Platyhelminthes; Cestoda; Diphyllobothriidea; Diphyllobothriidae. The record is from the annotation of a GenBank genome assembly.
AUGGAAGUUAGUCGCACUCCAUCAAAGGAUUUGUUAGACGAAGAGACUGUCUUUGAACUGGAAGAUAGCCUAGAUGCGCUCCCACUCACACCAUCGAGUCGAAAGAAUGACGCGGAUUCGGAAGCAUCACAGCCUGUAUUGCCUAAUUCAUCUUAAUUUUAUUAUCUGACAGAGCUUGCCCAGCGGUCGUCGUGACUCUAGAAUUAAGCCAGAAACGAUGCUUUCACGCGUCAGUGCAUUCGCAAGCGUGUCUGAGGAAAUUGUUCUGGAAGACUUAUUCGAAUACGUAUGGCCUAAUGUCGAUGCCGAAGACUCACCCGCACACACAUCAGACGAAGCGUACUACGUCGUACAGGAGCUCCUCGCUGAUUUUCUGAAGGUUUGUGCGCUUUCUUAUAGUUUUGUGACGCUACCUCUACUAAGUCCGUCCAUAAUAGAAAUUGAAACAUGCGUUUCAUUGCUUUUCUUCCUCCUGCUUCUCUUGAAAUAUGCUUGUACUUUGGGCAUUUGCCAGAGGAUUCUUAAAAAGAUCGGACCAGAUGGUCAUUUUGCCGCCACUCAACAUUAUUUCGGCAUUUCCAUAGCGUCGAAAUCCAUAAUUUUCAAACCCCUCUCUUUUCAGCUGUACGCGAUAACUUGGUCUUUGUAAUGGGUUUUAAACCUGCAAAUGUUCUCUUUACGUUUGUAAAUUCUGCACAUUUGCUAGUUAUAAAGCUGCUAACAUUUAUUUUAUGGGGCAUGUUUGCUGUCUGAAUAGCUGCUAAUUUCUAUCACCUAAAACGUGUUUCAUGUCCAAGUCGUUUCCGACCCGCUUAAAGAUGAACUCGACGGCCGCCAUUGUUGGAGGCCGGUGAAAACCCCCGUUUGUUUGGUGUUACUUACCCUCCGUGUAGCAAUCUAGAAUUUAUUUCUUUAAAGGACUUCAUGGUUGAGUUCUCUUUGCCCGUCUUCCCAAGCAUUCCCUAAAGGAGGCAGCUUUGGGUUGUUGCAGUCCAUGUUGUCAGAUCAGAAUAAAUUCAGAAAAGUAGUCAAGGGAAAGAAUUGCACGGAUGAAGUAGAGGCACAUCGAACUGAUUGCCUAGGAAAACUCCAAGCAGGAGUUUCAUAAGCGACUAUGACCUCUAAUACCUUCGGCCAGUCGGCACACAUACUCCUCGAUUAUAUGGUCUACCGAAGAUCCACAAGAACGGCCUACCAGUUAAUCCGAUUUUGAAAAUGCGUCACUCUCUGUAUCAUGUGAUAGUCAAGUACGUAGUAGAGAAACUCAAGCCCUGCAUUAUCAGCUAAUACCACGUAGCUGUCGGGAUACCUUCGAAUUCGUUGACGACGUCAAGCACCUGAACCUACACGGAAUGCCAAUUUUUUCGCUAAACGUCUCAUCACUCUUCAUAAACGUCUCGGUCGCAGAGACAGUCAACUAAAUCUGCGAAUACCUAUCAGCCAAUCAUCAAGAAAUGGGAACACUGACAAACGCACCCAAGGAACUAUUGCAAAGGUGCCCAUUAAAUGUGCGGAUUCUUCUUGACAACCAGCUUUCUAGGCAGGUGGACGGCGUUGGAAUUGACUCGCCUCCUGGCCCUCUUAUAGACGAUGUCAUCAUGGACGAGCUGGACAAAUUUCAACUUAACGACCAGAUCAACAGGCUAAGACAUUACGUUCGCUACGUUGAUGACUUCUUCGCAAUCGCCUCCGCAGAAACCAACACAGCGGCCCCCUUCGAUGCUGUAAACCAAGCGCACUCAUCGGUCAAGUCUAUGUUGGGGGCGGUAAACGGCAGGUUCGCUCCAUUGUUAGACUUCCUAAGCAGAAGAGUUAACGGUAGCGUUCGGAGAAGAGUCUAUCGGAAGAUAACUUGGUCUGGAAAAUAUGCAAACUUCGGCAAUUUCGUACUCCUUCAGCAGAAACGCAGCUUAAUCUGUUGUUUGGCGCAAAGGGCUAGAAAAAUCUGUUCAGCAGACACUACCGACAAAAAAUCAAGAAUGGUCCAGGACCCGCUUUGCGAGAGCGGGUAUCCUGACAGAUUUUUUGCAAAAUUAUUUCUGAUAGACCCGCAAAACCCACCAUAUCGUUCCUAAAAAUUCCUUUUUGUGAGGGACGCAGCGAGUGAACUGAGAAGAUGAUCCAACCGGGCUGUUUAAGGAAAGUUCCUGGUGACAAGAGUUCGAAUAUUAUUCUAUCUCAAUCCUGCUUUGCACGAAAGUAGGGACAGGUUUCUAGCCUCCAUAUGCAUUUACUCCUUGCUGCUGUGACGCAGGCUAUGCGGGUCGCACGAGUAGGUGCCUAUCCAAAAGAAUACAGAAACACAUCCCGACAUCGUUGAGAAAAGGCGAAAUUAGAAGCAUAAACAGCACCAUUUGCGCAUACAUUGUUGAUUCCGGGCAUCGUGUGGACCCCAUCGAAGUCGUCCGUGUGAUUUAUAAGGUUCCACCGAACUACCCUAAGCCAUCACAGUCUGAAGCCUGCGUGAUUCUUGGACCAGAAGUGUCGUCCAUAAUACUGCCAUCCCACAUCCCGACAAUUCAACCGUCGCAAGCGACGAUGCCCACCGUGUGCUCUACAACAAGGUGAAGCGGGCACAGUGUCUUGCGUGCGAAUUAGUUUGUAGUGAGCCUAGGCUUUCGCAGCAUCUACCGCACUCCCUCCUCCUCGCCCACCUGGGCCCGGUGUCAGGACAUAGUCAAGAAGACCGAAGGCGAUGGAGGGCGCAGGCGGAUGACGCGACCGAACCUGCAUCUUGACGCUCCACUCCACGCCCUACGGUCCACAACAAACACUUAGCCAGGAUCUUAACCAACAGCAAAAUUCAACAUCCAAAUGCCUUUCACAUCGGCCAUACCAACCGUGGUUAAGCCCAUUAGAAAAGUGAUUUCUUCUUCGCUGGUCCGAGCUUGCCUAAAAGGUCAACGAUCGACUGCAAUAAGCUAUCCCACAUGACUUGAUUUAUGCACUAAGCGCGCAAUCUGGCGAAUUUCGAACCCCAAGUUGAUCUCACUUCUAGAUUCAAUUAAAUGCGGAGGCAGUAGAUUCUGACAUGGAUGCCACACUCGGUUUGUGAUGCGUAAACAACUAUCUUUAAAGUUUUUCUUCCCCACCCUCACCUUCUUUUCUGAUUUUUUAGAUUAAGUCUUUCAAGAGACGGUACCCCGAUAUUUCCAGGCGUGUCAUGGAUGCUUAUGAGAGGACCUGGCUGCAAAAUAAUGGCCUUGUGCCAGCUGGUCGGGCUGAGCUCGGCCUAACGGCCCUACGCAGUGAGGAGGUCAUGACUCUGCUGCAGAACGAUUUUCCUGAUGUUCACGUUGCCGUCUCGGAUUUAUUUAGACAAAGGCGAUUCCAGAAGCUCGCUGAUUUACAAAAGCGCCAAUACGAAGUAGGCCCCCUUUGUCUAUGUAUAUCCCUUUUACCAUGGGCUAGGUGUCUUCCUACCUGUAAAUGACACCUUAGCGUUCUAAUGUUAAGACUUUUUCUGCCUCCAGUUUAAACGGUCUGAUCUUAUCUAGGCUGUAGAUAGUUCUAAUCAAACUGGUAGCUUCCCCGAUGUUUCUGUGAACUAUAUUAACAGCAACAGUAACGGUAGGCCUAAUCAGGGUGCGCCGGUCACAGUCCACUGGUCCGCCAAAGCCCUGUCCUGACAUAACUCCCCGAACUGCAGUUGCAUGAGACGUUUUCUUCGAGGAGAAGGAGGAGAGAAGGCAAACAUCUGUACAAAAGCUCCAAAACCGUGCCGGUUGGUGCGCAAUAUUGAACUUGUCAUAAUGCCGCUGCAACUUCUGAGCUUUUCAUAGGUAGCGGACUUUUCAGAUCAGUGCUUUGCCAUGCCUGCAGGUAAUUCCGCUGCAUCAUAAUUCAUGGCUGCUUAUUCAUUCUACCAGAGAGUCCGCCUAUUUUGUAGUUCAGUAAAAAUGUAAAUCCCGACGUUCCUUCGGACUGAAAGUGUGGUUGCAUGCAUUGACGGACCAAAUGUCUUGUCGGUUCAUGCUUUCCCAUCCUCCUCCAGUUUUCCUGAUCAUGCCAUUGAAGCAUAGUGAUCGCUGAAAAAGACUGACAUUGAUGCUGCACAGGUCUGCCCCAUCGUGCUCUUACUUUAUUCCCAUGAUACAUCAUUCUGGGGCCUCGACUGUCCUAGGAAGAGCGCAGUGGCGACUUUCGCUGCAUCCACCUCGCUCCUUUCUCCUUCCAGUGGCGAUACGCAGUCCAAAUGACCCGAGAUGGAUGUGCGCGCAAUGGCCGACAAGGUUGAAAUGGUGUUUACCUGUUCAACGCAGCUGCUGUCCCCCGACCUUACACAAAUAGUCAGUUAUGAGGGUCUGCGUAUGUCACAUGGGUCAAUCAUCAUAAAGAUUAUGGGGGAAGGUGACAUUGCAACCUGAAUAAGAGCGAGUCAUCUCUUCAACUGGCAUUCUUCCAGCUCAGAACGGAAUGUAGAGACACUUUCUGUAUAAUUUAGCUCUCCCAAUUUUCCAGUGACCUGUCCAAGCCUUCCUCUAACCUGUGCCACGCACAAACAUCAUGUAAAUUACGUCGUCAAUCAUUCCCGACGUUGGCGGACCUGAUGGCAGGAUUGUCUUUGUGAUUUUGUUGUGUGCAUGAGUACGACAGGCUAGGCCCGUGCAGCAUUUGAAUGUCUAAAUGCACGAUGGUCCGAUAAACUGGACCGCACUAGUGUUGUCCAGGAAGCAUGAUACCGACUUUUCACUUCUACUGCAGUGGAUUUACUUGUUUUCAACCACGUCUAUGCGCUACAGGAGUGCUGGGCCACAGGGAUAAUAUUGACACGAGUUCAGGUUGUGUGAAGGUGGUCUUACAGGUUAUUGCACUACAUCUCUGUACGGCCUCAAGGUUUUUUUAUAUUUAACGCUUCAGUAGGCCGUCCGUCUGAAGUUAUGGUGUUGAGGUCAGAUCUUUUCAGCUCAGAUCAACGUGUCCUAGUCAUCCUCGUCCUCCUCCUCCUCAUCAUCAUCAUAGUGAUCCUGGCUACAAUCUGAAUUAUCAUCUGCCAUACCCUCUGUUUUUAAUGUGGGCUACAAAAACGAGUAGUAUAUACGAUGGCUUAAGGACAAGGGGCCGUUACUGCGUUGUCGACCGUGGUCAUUCCUUCGCCGCACUUAAAUCACCGUUUGUCUCAAUUCAGCGCGAACUUCGUGAGCCAACAGAUGGAGCAGUUUUAAGCUGCCUUCUUGCCCUGGUGAACGUGUGGGGUAGCAGAAAGAGAGAGGGAGGGAGAGAGGUCGACUCAGCGCAUCUUGGCAAAAUAACAUUACCGACAAAGUCUAGGCAGAUUGAAGUGAUUAUUUUGGCUUGUUAGCCGUCAUCAGCCAGCCCUACAGUCUGGCGCUUGAAUCUAUAACGGUGAGCUAAAAGCUGCGGCCUGGAAAGUUGGCGACCAACGAUUCAACUCAGACUUCGCAGUCAGACCAGUGUAUAUUUGUGUGUGGAGUGACCGACUGGUGGACUGAGAGUCAGAUUCUAUGAUGCCCUCAUAACAUGACCUUCAUGGUACUCUGAUACGUGUGAGACCCGAGCCGCACACCCCCUUUGUGUGAAGUCCUAGUGCGUUAUAUUUGUGGGCCAGGUUGUGGCACGCGCAGUCAGGCUCGAGCUCUGUCAGUCACCGCGUCCAAUCCCCGCAUCAGACAACUGACCGGUUCAUACUGGUGUUCGGGAAGGGGGAAGAGAGGUCGACUCCUAGAGCUUGUUCCUCACUAUAAACAGUCUGAUGCGUUUGAACCUAUCAUAGUUCGCAAAAGUCAUGGCUUGGGAAACUGCCAACUGAGAGGGUAACUCGGUCCUCUACUCAGGACAGAGUCAUGCUGCGGUAUCAUCUUCCAAAUCUGGCCUUUGUUACACUUCCACUCAGCCGGGAUCCGCGCUGUCCCGUUGUUUUUAUGAAUUAUUGAUCUAUUCUGCGUGAACUAACCGCGUGUGGUUUGCGCAGACUGUCUAGUUUUGUCAUCCAAUACAUCCCCUUCUGUCUCCAGUCUUCUCGACACCGGACCCGGGUGGAGAGGGGAGGGAGUGCGAUAGAUGCAUCGAAAGUCCACAGUCACUGCAAAUAAUUCUUGCACAAGCCACCGUCUCAGCGCACACCCUGCCGUGGAGCACAUGGUUGACGUCGUUGCAGACGACGGUCAAAUUAUCACCUGACAGCGGUUAAAAACACUAGAACCCGCCAUAUUACGGAAUCGGCACAGGAUUGCUUGUGAUGCACGCGACCAUUUGUCUUAUCCCUCCGGCUCACCCUUACGUUGUCCACCAAACCUCUCGCAUCGACAGUAGGAACUUUGAACUACCAUUCCUGCCCCGAAGGGCUGAAAUUCAGACCCAUCCAAGCGGAUCGAUAUGACUCAAGCGCCGUUAACUCUCUUCUUUGCCUUCGGGCAGGCCUAGCCGGGGUGAUCUGAUAGCCCUGGAACCAAAAUUGCUCGGGGCAUUAAGACAUUCUGUUCCCAAUCGCCCGGCUUCCAGCGGGGAACUGUGUUGAUGAGGAGUCUCCUAGAAGACCAGAAUUAGCGCCACCUGGUAGCACAUAUUGUCCAUGCCGUAGCAAGUGCGUUUAUUUAAAACAAUUUAUCUCAUCUGCUGUCUUUAGGCUGCUCGCAUAGAACGCGGGGAGGCACGCGCAGAAGCAGCUCGAAAACGAGCACUGGAGUCCGCCUCGGACUUCAACCGUCAGCUCCUAUCUGAACGCCACCGCGAGCGAUGCUAUUACUGGGACCUACAGACGAUGCAGAUUCAUGUGCCAAAGUUACCUUACCGUCUGAUACCCGAGGAGGUAGUUCUGCAGCAAUGCAUCAAGAAGGGCGGCGCGUAUCCAGUUGCAGUCAUACCCGGCCAGUUCAAUGAGAAUUUUGUAGAGUUCAACUCCACUGAGCUCUCCUAUCUACCUCUAUCACGAGCCCUCUACACCACGCCCUGUCGCAAACCGCGCGUCCCAGCGCCUCUUCCGACCAUGCUGCGCUACGGAAACCUGCGUCCCCUUGCGGCGGUUGGAACCGACUUCAAGGAUGCCACUGAGGUAGUGCAGUCGUCGUCACCAGCUACUGGCACUGUGAACUUGGAGCAGAAAUCUUCUGCACCCUCUGCUAUCCCACCAAACGGGUAAACUUUAAUUUUUUGAAGUCCUUUUGAUCGGUUGGAAAUCCCUAAGGGGUUCGGCAGGUUGUAUGCAGGUCGCCGAGGGACUGCACGCAUUCAGCUCCUCGACAAGCAAGUGUUUGUAGUGGUAAAACCUCGCGGGAAAGCACAAAGUCAUGUCGGAGUGCUGAGAAAGAAAGAGAGUAUUGUGCGUAUGGCAUGUUUUGGCGCUCGUGAGGCAUGUUGCGGAUACCGUAAAUGUCAAAAGGUCUGUCAGCGUGUGCUAUGCCAGUAUAAGCAAACCAUGGCCCUCGCAGCCUAGUAUGCGCUGACAGUUUCCGGUAGAUGUGCUUGCGCUCCCACUAGGUACACAGGUGGUGGGCAUGGCUGCCCAGUCAGUCAUCGUCGUCUCUCUGACCCCCGUUGGGGUGUUGUUGUUGUUGUGGGCGAAAAUUCUGGUCAUUUGCUGUGUGGACCAGGGAGUGUUUUGGUACGCCUAAGUGCGGGUCCGGCCCCGCCAGCCACCUGCGCCCUACCCCCACCUCCGGUCUUCUUGGCUGUCAUGGCAUCGGGUCCAGGUGGGGAGUGGGGAAGAGGGAGUGCGGUAGAUGCUGUGCAAAUCCACUAGCACUAUAAACUAACUCAUGCACAAGUCACCUUCCCUGCCCUGCCUUGGUAUAGAGCACACGGUGGACAUCGUCGAAACUGACGGUCGAGCUGUCGAAUACCGUAAAUAUACUUAUGGAAAGGCCGUCCUAAGUGAAGUUGCCAUAAUGUAUGUCAAAUCUGUGCAGUUAGGACGAUUUACUGCGUGCCUUUCCGUUUUUGACAACAAACCUCCCACUACUGUCCUGACUCGAGGCUCUGUCUACUCUUUUCGAGUUCGCCGUUCAAAACAGAAUCCCAUGGCCACCGGACCUCAAAAGCCCCCAAUGGCUCCAUCGCCAGCGAACAGGAUGUCAAACAGGCUUCUUCACAGGACUGUUCAGUUUGCCGCCAGCCUGUUAUCGACCCCCUCCGUUGCGCUGAGUGUGGUCGCGCUGGACAUCCCAGCUGUCUGGAGCUCCCACCGAGCAUGAUAGAUGUUGUGCGAACGUGAGUUUCCUUUCCUGUACACUGAAUAGGUCCUCGGGUCACCGCAGCAUUAACCUCUUGCCCCCUUACCUUCUUUUAGUUAUGCCUGGUCCUGCAUGGAGUGCAAGCACUGUGUCGAAUGUCAGGACUCCGGUAAUGGAGAGCAGAUGAUGUUCUGUGACCGCUGUGAUCGUGGCUACCAUGCCUUCUGCGUUGGACUGUCCUGUAUUCCCGAGGGUAGCUGGGAGUGUCCAACAUGUGUUCCCGUAGACAGCGCCAAGACCGUAAUCGCUAACACCAGACGUUCCUCCACGGUCGCCAUGAGCACUCCCAUCAAGCAGUCCGGUCCUGGCAGCGCCUCCCGUCUCCGCAACAAGAGACCCGCCACCUCCAAGUCCGGCAGACGCGUCUCAGCCAAACGAGCCGAUACUGGCCUCGUGAGUCCUCUCGCCUCCUUCGACGAAAGCAGUUGUGCCACGGAACCGGAGGAGGCUUUGACAGUCGCAGCAGCAGCGGCGGCGGCUGAGGAGAGCAACAGUCUCCCGCCAACGGAGGCAGGAACUGGUAGCCCCUCUGCCCCUGUGGAGUGGACAAUCGAUUCUCCUGCUAAGCAGCACCAGUUACAAUCCAACUGA